CAUAACAGUGAGCAGUAGCAGUACCAGCGUGGUCGAGACGAGCAGCGCGACUUCCAGCAGUACGGAUGAGCAUGGUCGAGACGAGCAGCGUGACUUCCAGCGGUACGGCUUCGAGUGCCACGCAGUCAAGUAGCACUACGCCGGCGAGCAGUACCGCGAGCAGCGGCACGUCGCUAACGGGCACGACUGGCUCAGGCAACACUACGCUGACCGAGACAAGCACUUCUACGGCCAGUGCGAGCAGUAUUAGCAACACGAUGGCCAGUUUUAGCGAUACCAGCAGUACAACAGCAUCGUCGACCACCGGGACUUCCAGUGCCUCGGUGACUAGCAGUACGUCCCAGACGGGCAGCAGUGUGACCUCGAGCAGCACGGUCAUGAGCAGUUCGGGCACGAGCACAAGGACGGCGACGACGGCGAGUACGAGCUCGAGCAGUGCGACGUUCGCGGCCACCUCCACAGUGAGUCAGGUCACUGUUAGUUUCAGUAGCACAACGACUCCGACAACUCGCACGACGUCCAGCACAAGCAAAGUGAUCACGAGUGCCACAGCAAGCAGCAGCAUAACGAAGACCAGUAUGACUGGCACUACAGGGAGCUCCAGCGUGACGCAGACUCCGACAGCAACCAGUAGUACUACGUUCGCCACCAGCAGCCAGACAACGACAAGCCUGACCAGCUUUAGCGAGAGCAGCACUACGAGCCUGACCAGCACAACAGCAACAGGCAGCAGCACGCAGAGCAGCAGCCAGAGCACUGACAGUAUCAGCAGCACGCCUACGCUGACAACGCCGACGGUGUCCAGAACAAGCACAGUGAGCACGAGCGCCACAUCAAGCAUCACAACAAAAACCAGUGUAACUGGUACUACAGGGAGCUUCAGCGUGACGCAGACUCCGACAGCAACCAGUAGUACUACGUUCGCUACCAGCAGCCAGAGCAGCACGCAAUCUACGGCCACGAGUCGCACGGCAAGCAGCACGACACUGACGCAGAGUACCACCACAGUUUCGUUGACAACUGCCAGCCUAACUAGCUUCACUGAGACCAGCACCACAACCCUGACCAGCACAACAACUGCAAGCAGUCAGAGCACUACCAGUGGAAGUAGCACUUUUACGCUGACAACGUGGACGGGUUCGAGUAACACAGAAAGCAGUACAAUGACGCACAGCACCGUCAGUGUCUCCCAGACAUCGACAAGCCUGACCAGCUUUAGCGAGAGUAGCACUACGAGCCUGACCAGCACAACAGCUACAGACAGCAGCACGCAGAGCAGCAGUCCGAGCACUGACAGUAUCAGCAGCACGCCUACGCUGACAACGCCGACGGUGUCCAGAACAAGCACAGUGAGCACGAGCGCCACAUCAAGCAUCACAACAAAAACCAGUGUAACUGGUACUACAGGGAGCUUCAGCGUGACGCAGACUCCGACAGCAACCAGUAGUACUACGUUCGCUACCAGCAGCCAGAACAUCGACAAGCCUGACCAGCUUUAGCGAGAGCAGCACUACGAGCCUGACCAGCACAACAGCUACAGACAGCAGCACGCAGAGCAGCAGUCCGAGCACUGACAGUAUCAGCAGCACGCCUACGCUGACAACGCCGACGGUGUCCAGAACAAGCACAGUGAGCACGAGCGCCACAUCAAGCAUCACAACAAAAACCAGUGUAACUGGUACUACAGGGAGCUUCAGCGUGACGCAGACUCCGACAGCAACCAGUAGUACUACGUUCGCUACCAGCAGCCAGAGCAGCACGCAAUCUACGGUCACGAGUCGCACGGCAAGCAGCACGACACUGACGCAGAGUACCACAACAGUUUCGUUGACAACUGCCACCCUGACCAGCUUCACUGAGAGCAGCACCUCAACCUUCACCGCCACAACAGGCACAGGCAGCAGCACGAUGACCACAACUUCAAGCAAGACCAGCGGGACGAGUACGUCUCCGACGGGGACCAGCUCUGUCACACAAAGUACACUGACACGCAGCACCACCACCACCGCCAUCACCGUCAGCACAAGUGCCACGAGCACCAGAAGCGUAACCAGCAGCAGUAAAACCAGUACCACAACAUGGACCACGACGACAGCGACCAGCACUACGACGAUAAGCACAAGUGUUACAGAAAGUAGCAGCAUAUCGCUUAGCAGCCUCAGUGUCACAUCGACCAGCAUGACCACGAUGAGCACAAGUGUCACAGAAACCAGCAGCACGUCGCUAAGUUCGCUCAGCGUCACAGAUACCACAAUAAGCUUGAGUCUGACCAGCACUAGUGCGAGUAGUACAAUAACCCCGACCACCACAAGCGCUACCAUUACUUCAACUCUUACAUCUACGAGCGAUACCUCCACAACUCUUACGACCACACUCACUGUCACCCGUACCAGCUCAUUGACGUCGACGUUGUCUGCCACGCCGACUAGCACGGUGACGCGCAGCAGCAUGACGAGCGCCACCACGCUCACGCGGACGAGCUCCACCACGGCGACCGUGGCCUCCGGCUGGGUGCUGGGAGCCGCUCGUGCCUCCUGCUCGGCCUCGUGCGCCGACGCCGGCCUGCACUGCAGCGAGGA
Prorocentrum cordatum is the source of this 2579-nucleotide messenger RNA. The record is from the annotation of a GenBank genome assembly. Lineage: Eukaryota; Dinophyceae; Prorocentrales; Prorocentraceae.